AUGACUUCGGAGCUUGGCCUACUGAUUCUGCUGAUGCAACGCUCUGUUGGUUGUGUUUUGUCCCACUUCUACAUGCAACUAGGCAAAUCAGGAAGCGCUUUGACAGUUCAGACAGGCAGCCGAGAUCAGAUCAACAUUCUCACAGAUAAUUCAAAGGUCAAGAUUAAACUCGAAAUGUCAUUCAUUUAUAAGCCCGCCGCCAGUCUGGAUCCUAUUCGUCACCAUUCCUACUCGUAG
This is a messenger RNA of Fusarium odoratissimum NRRL 54006, 237 nucleotides long. RefSeq lists its product as uncharacterized. Lineage: Eukaryota; Fungi; Ascomycota; Sordariomycetes; Hypocreales; Nectriaceae. The record is from RefSeq and is a predicted model, not a curated record. The coding region runs from base 1 to 237 and encodes 78 amino acids. The transcript has a single exon.